Monoraphidium neglectum is the source of this 723-nucleotide messenger RNA. RefSeq lists its product as hypothetical. Lineage: Eukaryota; Viridiplantae; Chlorophyta; Chlorophyceae; Sphaeropleales; Selenastraceae. Bases 1 to 723 code for a protein of 240 amino acids. The record is from RefSeq and is a predicted model, not a curated record. The transcript is spliced from 3 exons. Gene Ontology annotation, cellular component: COPII-coated ER to Golgi transport vesicle; endoplasmic reticulum.
AUGGCGCUAUCGAUGGAGGUGGACCUGCGGCGCCACCACGAUUUGAACAUCAACCUCGACAUCACAUUCCACACAGUGCCGUGCGCUGCACUCAGCGUCGACAUUAUCGACGCCAGCGGCACCGCCGACAGCGACGUCAACAACGCGCGCGGCGCGCACCUCCACAAGGUCCGCCUGAGCGCCGCCGGCGCGCCUCUGGCGCGGACCUCCGAAUACCAGACGCCCCAAAGCCAGAGGAUGACGACAGAGGGCGGCUCCAGCGUCGUGAACGUCGAUCUGGGCGCCGCGGUGCAGCACAUGGGCGAGAUGGAGCAGGAGAUGGGCGCGCACGAGGGCUGCCGGCUGCGCGGCGACGUGACCGUGCGGCGCGUCGCGGGGCGGCUGCACUUUGCGGUGCACCAGCAGAGCUUCGCGGACAUGCUGCCGCAGCUGCUGACGGGCCACGUGCUGCCGCGGCUGCGCAACAUGAGCCACACAAUCCACAAGGUGCAGUUCGGCCCGAGCUUCCCGGGGCAGGUCAACCCGCUGGACGGCGCGGUGCGCAUGGAGCCGGCCACCAGCGGCGGCCACGCAUACAAGUAUUACAUCAAGGUGAGGCGGCGCGGCGGUGUCGCUCAAUUGAUUGAGUGCGCAGGUGCUGGUAAUUGUUUCCAGACGGAGUGGGAACUGGGGCUGGGUGACGGGGCUGGGUCAUGUCGUCACCCAGUCAAAACUUCCACUUAG